This is a messenger RNA of Hippopotamus amphibius kiboko, 1846 nucleotides long. RefSeq names its product protein arginine methyltransferase 3 (gene PRMT3). Bases 429 to 1787 code for a protein of 452 amino acids. Gene Ontology annotation, biological process: peptidyl-arginine methylation. The record is from RefSeq and is a predicted model, not a curated record. Gene Ontology annotation, molecular function: protein-arginine N-methyltransferase activity. NCBI's taxonomy places the organism in Eukaryota, Metazoa, Chordata, Mammalia, Artiodactyla, Hippopotamidae. The transcript has 15 exons. Gene Ontology annotation, cellular component: nucleus.
CCCUGGGCCCUCAGCGCCCAGGACGCGCCGCCGCGGGGCCGGUGAAAACCCCUCUCCCCCCGCCCCCAACCCCGGGACGCGGAGCCGCGCCGGUGGGCGGCUUCAGGGAGGGAGGGGAGGUGCGGGGGAGGGCCGGCCGGUCCCAGAGCCUGGUCCUCCCCGUGCCCCGCGUGCGCCAGGUGAGCGCUGCUGUCCGGGGCGGACCUGACCGUGUGCGUGUGCUAGGCGGCCGGGGCGCUGUGGAGGAGGAGGAGGACCUGCCGGGACUGUCGGACAGCGGAGACGAAGCUGCCUGGGAAGACGAGGACGAUGCCGCUCUCCCCCACGACAGGCAGCAGACCCCCUGCCUGUUCUGUGACAGGUUAUUUACAUCUGCUGAAGAAACAUUUUCACACUGUAAGUCUGAGCAUCAAUUUAAUAUUGAAAAUAUGGUUCAUAAACAUGGACUUGAAUUUUAUGGAUAUAUUAAACUAAUAAAUUUUAUUAGACUUAAGAAUCCUACAGUUGAAUAUAUGAAUUCCAUAUACAACCCAGUGCCUUGGGAGAAAGAAGAAUAUUUAAAGCCAGUAUUAGAAGAUGACCUUUUACUUCAAUUUGAUGUAGAAGAUCUUUAUGAUCCGGUGUCAGUCCCAUUCCCCAAUGGACUCAGUGAAAAUACAUCUGUUGUUGAAAAAUUGAAACUCAUGGAAGCCAGGGCACUGUCUGCUGAAGCUGCGUUAGCUGGAGCACGUGAGGAUCUGCAAAGAAUGAAACAAUUUGCUCAGGAUUUUGUGAUGAACACAGAUGUCAGAACCUGCUCAUCAUCUACUACUGCCAUUGCAGACCUCCAGGAGGAUGAGGAUGGUGUUUAUUUCAGCUCAUACGGGCAUUAUGGGAUACAUGAAGAAAUGCUAAAGGACAAAGUACGAACAGAAAGUUACCGAGAUUUUAUGUACCAAAAUCCACAUAUCUUCAAAGACAAGGUAGUUUUGGAUGUUGGUUGUGGAACUGGAAUUCUCUCUAUGUUUGCUGCUAAAGCUGGGGCAAAGAAGGUUCUUGGAGUUGAUCAGUCCGAAAUUCUUUACCAGGCAAUGGAUAUCAUAAGACUAAAUAAACUUGAAGAUACUGUUAUACUGAUAAAAGGAAAAAUCGAAGAAGUUUGUCUUCCUGUAGAAAAAGUGGAUGUUAUUAUAUCAGAGUGGAUGGGCUAUUUUCUUCUUUUUGAAUCUAUGUUAGAUUCUGUCCUUUAUGCAAAGAACAAAUACUUGGCAAACGGAGGAUCGGUCUACCCUGAUAUUUGCACUAUCAGCCUUGUGGCAGUAAGUGAUAUGAAUAAACAUGCUGAUAGAAUUGCUUUUUGGGAUGAUGUCUAUGGCUUCAACAUGUCUUGCAUGAAGAAAGCAGUUAUUCCAGAAGCUGUGGUGGAAGUUUUAGAUCCAAAGACUCUUAUUUCAGACCCCUGUAGUAUUAAGCAUAUAGAUUGCCAUACGACAUCUGUCUUAGAUUUGGAGUUUUCUUCAGAUUUUACCCUAAAAAUCACAAAGACAUCAUUGUGCACGGCAAUUGCUGGCUACUUCGAUAUAUAUUUUGAGAAGAAUUGCCACAACAAGGUCGUGUUCUCUACGGGCCCCCAGAGUACCAAAACACACUGGAAACAAACAAUAUUUCUGUUGGAAAAGCCAUUAUCAGUUAAAGCAGAUGAAGCCUUGAAAGGAAAGAUCACAGUGCACAAGAAUAAGAAAGAUCCACGUUCUCUCAUUGUGACCCUCACAUUGAAUAAUUCAACACAGACUUACAGUCUCCAGUGAAAAGGCCACAAAAGCACAACUAAUUUGCAGUUUUUAUUGUGGGGGAGGGGUGGGUGGGG